Molecule: messenger RNA, 381 nt
Organism: Dentiscutata heterogama
Lineage: Eukaryota; Fungi; Glomeromycota; Glomeromycetes; Diversisporales; Gigasporaceae
Source: the annotation of a GenBank genome assembly
AUGAUUGAUGCUUUACUUGAUAUGCUAAAUAAUGUUCGUAAAAAAAAUAAUUUAAAAAACUUAGAAUGGAAUACCCAGUUAAUUAAUGCCGCAAGUAAAGAUGUGAAAAAAAUUUCUUUAAAUAAUAAAUUUGCUGAAAAUAAUAAUUCUAAAAAUUUUUAUCAUUAUGAACAACAAUAUUAUAAUGCUAAAGAUGAAAAUGAAGUUGUAAACGAAUUAUUAAAAACAAAUGAAUAUAAAAAAAUUUUAUUAGAUAAAAAAUAUAAUCAUUUUGGUGCCUCUUUUAAAAAUAAACAUUGGGUGUUAAUUUUUGGUCAACUUCAUGCUAAAGAAGAAAUUGAUAUCAAUCUUUUAUUAAAACAUCCUAUGAUGAAUGAAUAA